Messenger RNA from Homalodisca vitripennis (glassy-winged sharpshooter), 2658 nucleotides. Its product is annotated as lachesin-like. NCBI's taxonomy places the organism in Eukaryota, Metazoa, Arthropoda, Insecta, Hemiptera, Cicadellidae. Gene Ontology annotation, biological process: homophilic cell-cell adhesion; synapse organization. The transcript has 11 exons. Gene Ontology annotation, cellular component: axon; plasma membrane; neuronal cell body. The coding region runs from base 145 to 1566 and encodes 473 amino acids. The record is from RefSeq and is a predicted model, not a curated record. Gene Ontology annotation, molecular function: protein binding; axon guidance receptor activity.
CCCACAGUCAGUCGCGCGUCCACCACGGGACGUGAAGUUCUUGUGAUUGUUGUUGUGUCAUGUGCGCUCCGAGCUCGCGUCUCCAACGGGUGUUUCAGUGUUGACAUAUCGCCUGUUGCCGGUGUCAGUGCUGUUGUUGUCACCAUGAUUGUGAACAAAGUGUCGUGGGAAGUUGCGUUCAUUUUGAUUUCCCAAUGUGUACAUUUUUCAAUACAAGCCGCUACGAGGCUUGUGGAUGCGGGCACUGAUCGAGAUCCCAGCUCGAACGCCAUCCCAAGGUUUCUCUCCAGAGGUCAAACGUACAGAGUGGUCAUCAGUGACACUCUGGUACUGCCUUGCGAAGUUGAGGAUCUAGGAGAGUAUGUGCUGCUCUGGAGGAGAGGCAGUGCUGUGCUGACGGCGGACAAGAUCAUGGUCAUUCGAGACCCGAGGUUCCAGCUAGUAGACGGUUUCAAUCUGCAGAUCAGCAACGUCAUGCCGCAGGACGCUGGGGAUUACGUGUGUCAAAUUGGUGACGGCGACAACCGAGAUCAAAUCCACACUGUGGAAAUACUAGUGCCGCCAAGUAUUCGCACUUCGCCAGCCAACGGCCAGCUAACAGCCCGUAAGGGGGGCACAAUCACUCUGGAGUGCAAACCCUCUGGGAACCCUGUACCGACCAUCAUCUGGACAAGGAAAGACAACUCGCUACCCACUGGAGAGAAGUCCAUCGAGGGCUUCACCAUUACGCUGGACAAGGUGGACCGUCACCAAGCUGGAGUUUACCAGUGCACGGCCUCUAAUGGUGUGGGCGAACCCGUAACAGUUGACAUGCAGUUGGACGUCUUGUAUCCGCCCGAGAUAGAGGUGGAGCGCAGCUGGGUGCACUCCGGCGAGGGGUACGAGGCUCAGCUGGUCUGCAUAGUGCACGGAGAACCGGCCCCUAACAUGAUCUGGUACCAGGACAGCUUCCUGCUGGACCCGACAGAGCGCAGGACAAUGGAAACUCGGGCCAACAAACACACGCUAACCAUCCGCAACGUGCAGAGUUCAGACUUCGGUAACUACAGUUGCGUGGCAGAUAACUCACUGGGACGCGCCAAGAAAUAUAUGGAGCUAUCAGGCAAACCAAGCCCAGCAGAAUUUCGAUCUGCUCCGUUCUCCAGAGCUAAGGACAGUUACAAUCUCACGUGGCUGGUGGAAAGUUAUCCUCCGCUUGAAGAAGUCCGGCUUCUCUUUCGGAAAGUCAUGAUGAACGACACUCACCAGAACCACGGCAAGUGGCAUGACGUCAUGCUCCAGCCGACGAACGGGGAGACCUUCUCUCACCUGAUGUCCUACAACAUCCGGGGACUUGAGCCGGCCUCCGUGUACGAGGCUAUCGUACAGGCCAAGAACAGGUACGGCUGGAACGAAGUGACCGACGCUUAUCAGUUCUACACCAGAGGCCCAGGCCAGGAGAUAUAUGACUAUCCGUCAGAGCCCAACAUGGAGGACAUGGAGCUGAUAGCCUCUGCCAACCACAGCCUACGGACCCAAGCCGUGACGUCACUCAUCACCCUCCUUGUCAUCCUCGUCCUUUUAUAGGAUAGAAUUCAAAGGAAGUGCAUACUGGAUUGCUAAGAAGACUAAGAAAGACUAUUUUUAAUUAAGAUAAGUGACAUUUUGUGAUAGGUAAGUGUAUAAGUUAUGUCUAACGGGGGAAUAACCCGUAAAUGCGCCAUUUUGGUUCACAAUUCAUCAGAGUUACCUUUGAUUCGUGUACUUUUAUCCUAAGUGUAAAUAUUUGUUUUAAGUGUGACGUCGGGCGGGCUUUGAGAACAAACUCCAAAGUUUCCGAUAAGUCGUGUUUUAAUAGAUGUUAUUUUCAUUCCUACGCAUUUCUUACAUUUGCACUCGGUUCGCUUUGUUCUCGACAUAGUACGUGUUAGCUUGAGACGGCCGCGCCGUAGUGUGAACUAGAAUGGCAGUGCUAUACAGUCUGUAGUUUUAUACUCUUUGAGACCAAAAGAUUUAUAUUUUGUUAAUAUUAAGCAGAGAUUUAGAGAACGCUUCUUGAGAUCGGUUGAGAUGCUCUUCAAGAAUGUUCGUUAAAAUACUUGCAAGUAUUUUGAAACAAAUUAUUUACGAACAGUGUACUUUCAAGCUUGCAAAUUACACCACUAAGAAAAAUAACGUUAUUAUCCAUCGUUGUCAGAGUACUGUACAAGGAAUUAAUCACAAAAGAUAAGCGAGCUUUUACAUAUACAUUUGUAUUAUUUUAAAUGACUGAACUUUUUCACAGGCUUUUUAUGUUGUGCAUUUUUUACAUAAUUUACGAGCUAAAACCUUUUGUAAUUAGGCUUACGUAAGUAGUUUACCCUCUAAUGUUAUCCUCCUUGUAAAAAUUUCUCAAGUAGAUUUAGUACCUUUCAACAAAUAUUUGUUUCUUGCAAUUGUUAUACUAUUAUGUUUAUCUUUGAACAAAAAUGAUGUAUGAAUUUAAUUACUUAAAUCGUUUGAAUUUUUAUACUCAUUUGUCCAAACGCUCAAUUCCAUCAAGAUGUUUUACUCCAAUGUAUUCUUAUAUAUGUUCAAAUAAAUUUUAGUAACAUGUAUAAAUGUCUCAACACUAAUGUAAAUAGUUACAAAUGUUGUCCAUGAACUGUAUAUUAAUUGAAUAAACUUUCUUUUGUAAAA